AUGAGUCAUACUUUGACCUCAGAAGAAUUAAUUGAGUAUCGCGAGAUCUUCAAUCUUGUUGAUAGAGAUCGUGGUGGCUCGAUUACGAAAUUCGAGCUGGGAGAACUUAUGGACACUUUAGGUAUCGACACAUCUGCGGAAGAGAUCGAUCUCAUGAUCAACGAAAUCGACCAAGAUAGUAAUGGUGAGAUUGACUUUGACGAGUUCGUGGCUGUCAUGUCAAGGAAGGUCAAUGCCACCUAUUCUGCUGGGCAAGUUAAAGAUGCGUUUAAAGCUUUUGAAGGCAAUACAUCGGCUCCAGGAGUUAUCAAAGCCGACAAACUGCUCGUGGCUCUCACAACGUACGGAGCAGACUGUAUAUCGUCUGACCAGGCCCAGGAACUUAUUAGCCAGCUCGAGCCUGAUCAGCACGGCAACAUCAAUUACGUUGAAUAUGUGAACAUGAUGAUGUCAGAAUAA
Messenger RNA from Plasmopara halstedii, 459 nucleotides. Its product is annotated as calmodulin-like protein. Gene Ontology annotation, molecular function: calcium ion binding. NCBI's taxonomy places the organism in Eukaryota, Oomycota, Peronosporomycetes, Peronosporales, Peronosporaceae. Gene Ontology annotation, cellular component: cytoplasm. The record is from RefSeq and is a predicted model, not a curated record. The coding region runs from base 1 to 459 and encodes 152 amino acids. The transcript has 3 exons.